This is a messenger RNA of Lineus longissimus, 2268 nucleotides long. RefSeq names its product F-box only protein 4-like. Gene Ontology annotation, biological process: protein polyubiquitination; SCF-dependent proteasomal ubiquitin-dependent protein catabolic process. Gene Ontology annotation, molecular function: protein binding; GTPase activity; GTP binding. The coding region runs from base 158 to 1465 and encodes 435 amino acids. Gene Ontology annotation, cellular component: SCF ubiquitin ligase complex. The record is from RefSeq and is a predicted model, not a curated record. The transcript has 5 exons. NCBI's taxonomy places the organism in Eukaryota, Metazoa, Nemertea, Pilidiophora, Heteronemertea, Lineidae.
CGUUCAGGGAUUCCAACAUACAUGUUUGACAUGAUGACUGGGAAUGACCCGUUUAUAAGGCCACGUUUGCUGGCAAAGUCAUUUGCUGUUCAGAGAACAGAACCAUUCAUUUCAAACAUUUGUAUACACGUCUUGAAACCUCAAAUUACUCACAAAAAUGCUUCAGAUUGAUAUGCCAAUGGAUUUGACUUUUGCCGGUGGUGUGCAGCCAAUCACUUUUCAACCAAAGCCUGAAUUUGUUUCCAAUCACCAGUUUUCUUCAGAUCAGGACAACCCAAUCAAUAUAGGACUACGUGACCUCAAGGACCUUAUGUCAAAAUACCAGACAUGUGUACUGACUUCUGACACGGCCCGAGUGUCUUCAGGAGGUGUGCAACAAUUUCUCAACCGACUCGUAAAGAAGAAGGAAACCACAAGUGAUUUUGAGAGACCAGGUUGUGAGAUAGAGCAGGAAGAGUCUGCUCAGAUGGAUGAGGAUGUUCUCUUGAACUUACCGGAUGAUGCAUUGCUGCACAUUUUCUCCUUUCUAAGUCCGAAGGAUUUGUGCAAGGUGAGCACAGUCUCAAAGCGGUGGUAUCAUCUCGCCAAUGAUGAACUCCUAUGGAAACACAAGCUGAAUGACGAUGUCAGAUCCUGGCAUGUUAUAGGGCAUAUGACCAACCCAGAGAUGUACAGAGAAUGUGAAUCAGAUUGGUCUAGCAAAGAAAUAUAUUUACGCUGUUCUCCAGACUUCAAUCAAAUGCGCCAGCAGGAAUUUUUACACUUCAUCAACCUGUCUAGCUUAUUCAGAUCACUCUUGCCGAGACAUGCACCAAAGGUGGCAAUGUUUGGACCAGGACUUGAGAACGAAACCAGUAGUAUAUUCAGGAAUAUACUAUGGGACAAAUCUGGUGAAUUUCAGAGAACAGCUCUCAUCCCAGGGGAAGUUGCAGGUAUGGGAUCAGGAAUCGCAUUCAAAUUAAAGAACCAGCUGAACUUCCACCUAUUUACUUUGUAUUCUUCAACAAAGGAAGACCGGGUUUCAUGGCAAGCAUUAAGCCCGGAACAGAGACUAAAGAAAAAUAAGAUGCUACAUCAUUUAGGCAAUGUGGAGGAAGGGCAAGGAGAGCUGGACCAAGUUCAGUUUGAAUUGAGCCACUCACUGAGGGAGGUCAGCCGAAAAAUGAAUGCAUUUGUUUAUGUGGUCAAUGCUAGUUCGGCAGUGGAUAGCUCAGAAUUAGAGUGGAGUCGCCACGAAUUGUUUGCCAUGGUCAACGAGCAAUGGGCAAAUCCUAGCGUCCCUGUAUUGGUGCUAACAUGUACAAAAGACAAUGCUACACCCAGAAGAGCUUGUAUAGACAUUGUGAAGUACCUUCAGUUAGGAAAGUUAAGUCGGCCGUGGCAGGCUCAUGAUUGUGUUGUAGAAGGACUUGAGGGUGUUGGAAAUGGCCUGGACUGGUUGCUGCGUAGAUCACAACAAAGUUGAAGUGACAUUCAUGGUUUUCUGGACUCAACAGUGGUAAUCAGGCAUACUAUGUCCGAUGAUUUGAGCAUCUUGCCUCUGCUUGUCUCUCUAAUGCAAAUGGAAUUUCAUCUGAAUUCAAAGCCGCAUAUGUCGGCCUGUGCUGUGACUAAUAAUCUACUCAAAUCAAUAGUUAUUCUCAAAAGUUGGGGAUCAAGUAUCUCAAGGUUCUUAGAUACCUACAUGUACAAACUCUGAAAGGACACAUACGACUGUGCAAAUAAAGACCAUGGUAGUCAAGGACAUAGAGUUGCUGUACAAGUUGCAAUUUGCAAUUUGCAAGACUAAGGUUUUAUAUUGGCUGUGAUAAAUGAGAUCUCAGAACUAUUUCCAACAUGUAAGGUUAUAGAGUGAAACAUAACUCUGCAGGGCGUUAAACCAAACAAGAAUGUGAUGAACAGAUGUAAAUACAUACAAAUAUUUAUUAUGUUUUCUGCCACUUGCAAUAAAUAACAUUUCGAUCACUGCAAAGAGUAUGGCCAGAGUUUAAUAUAUCCUGAAUAUUGUACACCAGGUAAUGUUCGAGAAGCAAAGAGUUGAGAAAUUUGAUCAGUUUUCAUUUUGUGCAGGCUGAAUUCUGUGUUAGCUGCCAAAACUUAUUGGUUGAUGCAGAAGAGUUGAAAUUUUUAGUUUCCCUCCCAAAUUGUGAUAGAAAAUCACCAAAAUAUAACGGUCGUUAACAUUACCUGGUUUACAGUAAUUGAAAUAAUAAAACACUUUUCAAAACAUUGACUUUCUGUUCUAUAUCUAGACUGGUCUCGACUUUU